AUGGUCAUCCUUAAAUUAGCAAGUGAGAUUAUCGAGGAUGGGAAUCUGAACAAACUUAAUUCACUAUUAUCUAUGCCCCUGACACAAGAGUUAGUUCAAACUCUAAGAAGGAUUUUUUUAUAUCUGUAAGAUAAAAAGUUAUUUUCCAUUUCAUAUGGAUCUGAAUGGAAUUAGUGGAACUUGAGAAAAAACAACAACAGAUAAAAUGAAAGUAAUUAGGUUGACAAUUUUUUGAAUAUUAAAUGGAGUGUUUACUUGAGAUUGUUGUUCUAACAUUCCUUUUAUGAUGAUUUAUUAUUAAGCAUUUAACAAACUAUAGACUGUCCACCCUAUGUCAGACUUGUGUAAACUUCAGUUGAAAAAGGAAUAGAAAUCCCCAUCAAUUCGAAUUAUUUUUAGGUGUUGCAAUACCUUCCUCUAGACUUCGAAAAAUUUAUAAUAUUAAUAAAAAAAUUCCCAUAAAUUGAGUAAAAUGAUGCUGCUCAAUUCACAAUUUUUAUUUAAAAACAAUUAUCCAAGAUCACAAAUGAUUAAGAAAGACUAUAAUUUUCAAAAUUAAUUAAUACUCACUUGGUUGAUAAAGUAGACAACCCAUUAAUUUUGGCUGACUUUCUGUAAAAUAGCAUAGAUAAUGGAGGUUUAGAAUUAAAAAUAAAUUCUCUAUAAUCAUUAUUAAUAUUAAUUACUAGAUUUAAUUAUAAUUUGGACAAUUUUUAUGAAAGAUUAAUACAGAUAAUUGAAACUGAAGGAGCAUUGGAAAGUUCCUCCAAAUCGAAAUUAUUCAAAUUAAUAGAUGUAGCAACAAAGUCGACAAAAGUCCCCUUAUAAACCUUGGCUAGAAUAAUUUAAUCAGUACUAAGAGCAUGUCUUAAAGAGUCUUGUUCUUUGCAGUUGGCAGCUACUCAAAUUAUUUUCAAUAUCUUCAAAAAGCAUGUAUAAUUAAAACACUUCCUCCAAUAAGGAGAGGCUCAACUUGUGGAGAUAGCAUCUUAUCAGAAUCACUGGCAUCCUGAAAUUAAGAGGAUAAUAUCUUAUUUAGAAGAUGACUUAAGUAUUUUUGAUUAUUUUAACCUAAAUGAUGUAAUCGAAUUGUAAGAUUAAUAACUAUUGGAAGCAUAAUUUUGA
Paramecium tetraurelia is the source of this 1125-nucleotide messenger RNA. RefSeq lists its product as uncharacterized. The record is from RefSeq and is a predicted model, not a curated record. Gene Ontology annotation, cellular component: small-subunit processome; Noc4p-Nop14p complex; nucleolus. Lineage: Eukaryota; Ciliophora; Oligohymenophorea; Peniculida; Parameciidae. The transcript is spliced from 3 exons. Gene Ontology annotation, biological process: ribosome biogenesis.